This is a messenger RNA of Lemur catta (Ring-tailed lemur), 1216 nucleotides long. RefSeq names its product doublesex- and mab-3-related transcription factor C1-like. Gene Ontology annotation, biological process: regulation of DNA-templated transcription. The record is from RefSeq and is a predicted model, not a curated record. Gene Ontology annotation, cellular component: nucleus. The transcript is spliced from 6 exons. Bases 198 to 776 code for a protein of 192 amino acids. Lineage: Eukaryota; Metazoa; Chordata; Mammalia; Primates; Lemuridae.
UUCCCACAGCUCGGGGAAGACCCGGGCGGCGGCGGCUUAGCCCCGACCCCUCCCCUCCCGCUCCCUCCUCCUCCGGGUCUGAGGGCGGCGGCCUCCGACUCAAGACCCUGGGGCUCCGGGUCUUCUCAGCAGCCGCCGCUGCAGCCGCGGCGACGUCACCGUCCUCGCGGCCUCGCACACAGCGCUGUGGCCGCCGAAUGCCCGUGGACGCGCAUCUCUUCCCAGAGUUCCUGCUUCCUGGGCCAGCCAAAGCCGCAGCUGGGAAGGAGAGCAACGUGCUGCAGCCUGAGGCCCACAUCCGCACAACCCCCGAGGAGGAGAGCUCCCCAGGGGCUCUGCUGCUCGACAAGCCCCCAGAACAUUUGUCUCUGCCCUGCACUCCAGCGACCUUGGAGCAGCAACUGACGGUUUCUCUUUCCGGGGAGCCCCACGGGCCUCUUGCCCUGCUCAGCAUAUGCUCAACUCUGAUCCUCCAGCCCUGUGCCACCCUUGACCCUCUUCUACUGCAGCCACAGGCCCCCAAAGCCUCGGACCAGGCUGCGGUUUCUGCCUCCUUAGAGUGGCAGCGGAAGCUGGAGGCCGCUGAGGCUCUGCUGACUCUGAGAGACUCUUCCCAGGCCCCUUCGGACUCCAUCUCCCUGCACCAGCCCUGCGGCCCACCAGCUCCUGCUGGAGAUAAAGGACUCCAGCCUCCCAGCCCCUCUCUCCACCCCAGGCCAGCCAGCUCCCUCUCGCUGCCUAUUGGACAUCUGGGGUGCAUCUCCCUCUUGAGCUAGGAGCCCAGAGGAGGAGGCCUCAAUAGAGCACUGCCUAUUUGGUAUCCUGUUUCUGAAUGUGCAAAAUGGUUAACAUCCAAAAUGCUUAACAUCUCUUUUUUUAAGCCUUCAGGUGUUUUAUAAGCUUUCAGACCCUUUUUAUUAUGUGGGGCAAUUCCUUGGCUGAGGGUGGAUAUUCUUGUACCUCUAUCCCUUACUCCUUUGGAUGCUGGGGCCUUUUUAUGUCUCCUAUCAUAGCAGGAUUGUGCAAUCUAAGUUGAUCAGUCUCUAAAUGGGGUUCUGUGGGAAUUCAUAUGCCAGAGUUUUUAUUUGUCUUGUGAUUGCAGACAUACCUGUGCACUCAUGUACGUAUCCAUGCAUGUGGAAACAUAAGAAUGUUUUCACUUUGUCUCUAGGUUUGUGUGUGUGAACAAAUAAUAAACCCUUGUUGUUGUAAGACA